GUAUGGGGAUUUUCUCAAUCACAUAACCAUUGAAGUCCUUUGCCUAAGCUUUCAUUGAGUUCGAAGUCAGUCAGCAGUCGGUUCUCUGGCUCUUGAAAUCUUUACUGAGCAAAAGAUUAGAUUUUUGAGUCUUUGUUCAUCUAUUAAAAUAGUUAAAAAGUUCACUGACUGCUGUGAUAGUUGUUCAAAAUCAACACCAAAAAAGGGAAAAAAAUAAAAAGCAUAAUUUGGAAAUAAGUGAAAGAAUUGAAAACGAAAGAGUGAAGUGGAAAAAGAGUUUAGAAUGGGUGAAAUAGAAAUAACAGUGACAAAUAAUGAACCAACUGCUAAAAAUAUUCUAAUUGUGGUUUCAAAUCGACUACCCUUUGUGCUGACAAGAGACCCUAAAACAAAAGUUUUAUCGAGGAAAGCAAGCGCCGGAGGACUGGUAACUGCAGUAUGUCCUGUGGUAAUAAAUGGAAAUGGAAUUUGGGUUGGCUGGCCUGGUCUGCAUCUUCCGGAUCCAAAUGAACCUAUUCCAGAACCAGAUCCAAAUGAUCGCACACCAACAGCCGGAUUGAAAUCGGACCAGGUCGUCCCAGUGAACGUAGACCCCGCCACAUUCGAUAGCUACUACAAUGGAUGUUGUAAUGGUACAUUUUGGCCACUUUUUCACUCAAUGCCUGGACGAGCAGCAUUCAGCGCGAGCGAUUAUCGGAACUACGUAACUGUCAACAAGUGUUUUGCAGCCAAGACAAUUGAAGCUUUGGAAAAAUGCCACAAGAAUAAGAAAAAUCCCAACGCUGUGCCAAUCAUCUGGAUCCACGACUAUCACCUAAUGCUGGCAGCCAAUUGGAUUCGUGAAGAGGCUGAAGAAAAGAAACUGCCCUGUCAACUGGCCUUCUUCAUGCACAUUCCAUUCCCACCAUGGGAUAUCUUCAGAUUGUUCCCGUGGUCCGAUGAAAUCCUUCAAGGAGUCCUGGGUUGUGAUAUGGUCGGCUUUCAUAUUCAGGAUUACUGCCUGAACUUCGUGGAUUGUUGUCAGAGGAAUCUGGGAUGUCGUGUUGAUCGGAAUAACUUGUUGGUUGAGCAGGGUGACCGAUCAGUGAGGAUUCGUCCGCUUCCUAUUGGUAUUCCAUUCGAAAGAUUUGAGGAAUUAGCAAAGAAAGCGAAAAGAGUUCUAAAAACGAAACAAAAGGUUAUUUUAGGAGUUGAUCGAUUAGACUACACAAAAGGACUUGUUCAUAGGUUAAAAGCAUUUGAAGCUCUGUUGGAGCUGCAUCCUGAACACAGAGGUAACGUAAGCUUACUGCAAGUUUCAGUCCCUUCACGAACAGAUGUGAAGGAAUACCGUGAGCUCAAGGAGGAAAUGGAUCAAUUGGUCGGUCGAAUCAACGGACGAUUCACUACAGCCAACUGGGCCCCUAUUCGUUAUAUCUAUGACUAUGUCGCCCAAGAUGAUUUGGCUGCCCUUUAUCGAGACGCUGCUGUUUGCCUAGUUACCCCAUUACGAGAUGGAAUGAAUUUGGUCGCCAAGGAGUUUGUCGCUUGCCAGAUCAACGAAUCACCUGGGGUUUUAGUUAUAUCACCCUUUGCAGGCGCAGGUGAAAUGAUGUUGGAAGCAUUGCUGUGCAACCCCUACGAAGUAACCGAAGCGUCAGAAGUGAUUCAUCGAGCGUUGACCAUCUCUGAAGACGAAAGAAUUCUAAGAAUGAGUCGAUUAAGGUCUCGUGAGAAAGAAUGUGAUGUCAACCAUUGGAUGAGGAGCUUUUUAAAGGCAAUGGGAACAUUGGAAGUGGACGAUGUUGGUACAACUACAAUGCAACCGGUUUCAAUAGACGACUUCGAUGACUACUUGCUGAAAUACAUUGGCUACAAUCAUAAGUUAGCUUUAUUGAUGGACUACGACGGUACUCUGGCUCCCAUAGCACCUCAUCCAGAUUUGGCAAUCUUAUCACCGGAAACUAAGAAUGUACUCUUCAAACUAUCGAAUCACUCAGAUGUUUAUGUAGCAAUCAUUUCGGGACGAAGUGUUGACAACGUAAAGAAAAUGGUAGGCAUCGAAGGUAUCACAUACGCAGGUAACCACGGAUUGGAAAUUCUACAUCCUGACGGCAGCAAAUUUGUUCACCCAAUGCCAAAUGAAUACGAAGAAAAAGUUAGGUUACUUCUUAAGGCACUCCAGGAUUCUGUAUGCCGAGAUGGUGCCUGGGUAGAAAAUAAAGGACCUUUGUUAACAUUCCACUACCGAGAGACACCUAAUGAACUCAGGCCAGCUAUGAUCGAGAAAGCUCGUACCUUGAUUGAAAAGUAUGGAUUCCGCGCAACAGAGGCUCAUUGUGCCUUGGAAGCUAGACCUCCAGUACAAUGGAAUAAGGGUCGCGCCUCAAUUUAUAUUCUGAGAACGGCAUUUGGCGUUGACUGGAGUGAAAGGAUAAAAAUCAUAUAUGCUGGCGACGAUUUAACGGACGAAGAUGCCUUGGUGUCCCUCAAAGGUAUGGCCAGGACCUUCCGUAUCACAAGCUCGGACUUCGUCAAAACCGCUGCGGAUCAUCGUCUACCAUCAACGGAUUCGGUACUGACUUUGCUGAAGUGGGUAGAACGACAUUUCAUGGGAAGGAAGGCUCGAGCGAACUCAUUGACUUUUCGAAAUCGAAAAGAGGAUGGUGUAACCACUCAUAUGUCAUUUGACUUGGUACCGAAUACUCUGAAUAACUGUGACAAUUUGUAGAUAAGUAUUUGGAUGAAAACCAAUCGAAGCCUAAUUCAAAUUUGGUUUUAAUCAUUGAUUUUAUAAGAUAAUUAGGUUGUAUUAAUGUUUAGGGAAUAGAAAAUUCAAAUCAGUAAAAAAACUGAAAAGAUUAUGGUGAAAUGUAGAAUUCUAUAUUCAUAUUUAUGAGUAAAUUUGAUUCCCAAAGGAAUUUAUAGACCAAUGUCUCAUUCACAAAAAUAAUAUGAAUCCUUAGAUGUACUUUCAAUCAAAUCGCGGUGACGUCUGUCAUGCACCUCUUACCUGUAUAAAAGCAGCACUAGGCAUAAGCAAAGUAAAGCCGGAAAGCUGGAUUGUGUAAUGUUGAUAAAUACAGAGCAAAUAAAAACCAUAAGAAAUAA
This is a messenger RNA of Hermetia illucens (black soldier fly), 3090 nucleotides long. RefSeq names its product alpha,alpha-trehalose-phosphate synthase [UDP-forming]-like. The record is from RefSeq and is a predicted model, not a curated record. Gene Ontology annotation, cellular component: cytosol; alpha,alpha-trehalose-phosphate synthase complex (UDP-forming). NCBI's taxonomy places the organism in Eukaryota, Metazoa, Arthropoda, Insecta, Diptera, Stratiomyidae. Gene Ontology annotation, molecular function: catalytic activity. The coding region runs from base 284 to 2710 and encodes 808 amino acids. The transcript is spliced from 6 exons. Gene Ontology annotation, biological process: trehalose biosynthetic process.